CCAGUCCCUUGAUGGCUAACCAGCCGCACAACAGCCAUCGAUACAACUUCAACGCACAGUAAACCUUGGACCUUUACUUCUUGCUUCACCUCAUCUUCCAUCACCAUCGAGCAUCGCAGAGUUACAGCUGUCGUCGCCUCUCAAGCUUUACCGACAAAUCACGAGCUCUCCAACAUGGCCGACGUCGAGAUGAGCGACGCCCCAGUGGCCAAGAAAGCCGACGGCGUCAGCGCCAAGGGAGGCGAUAAGAAGAAGUUUGAAGUCAAAAAGUGGAACGCCGUUGCGCUCUGGGCCUGGGAUAUCGUCGUCGACAACUGUGCCAUCUGCCGUAAUCAUAUCAUGGACCUCUGUAUUGAGUGCCAGGCAAACCAAGCAUCAGCCACCAGCGAAGAGUGUACCGUUGCCUGGGGCAUCUGCAACCAUGCUUUCCACUUUCACUGCAUUUCACGAUGGCUAAAGGCCAGGUCGGUCUGUCCCCUCGACAACAGAGACUGGGAGUUCCAAAAGUACGGCCGGUAGACGAAGCAAGAUGGAAGCACAGACACGCGAGACGAACGAACAAGACACAUACAUCGUACAGAGACAAAGAAGGAGUGCGGUAUAUCAUUUCGGGAGGAUUUAAGCUACAUGCUGUUUUAGAGGAUAUCAUCAACGCGGGAGUCUUGCUCAGGGUGGCAGCCAUUGCCUGGCCAUCACGUCCCGCCGGUGUUGAAUGCAGAUCCAAUAGGUAGCCACUUGACCGGAUUCUUGUUGUAGAACGGCCAAGGAGGAAUGAUGAUGAGAAACGUCAAUAGCGUGCCGCCCAAUCCAACAUAGACGCACUUGACAAUGUCUUGCAAAAGGUAUCCAACGUUGAAGGCAAUGAGCCCUGUGAGAGAGAGCAGGAGGGUUGCAUAGCCCUCGGCACGUCGCUGGCCCUCAAAGUCGAUCUGGCCUUCCACCACGUCCCGCACUUUAUCCAGCAAUUCCUCUGCCAUGUCGAGUCGUCUCUCUCUUGUGAUUUCUUUUGGUACUGUGUAUCUUGUACUCGAGAAUUAACGUGGUCUGAGAGAUGGUCGAGAGCAAGUAGAAGUUGUUUGGCCCAGCACGA
Molecule: messenger RNA, 1090 nt
Organism: Trichoderma atroviride IMI 206040
Lineage: Eukaryota; Fungi; Ascomycota; Sordariomycetes; Hypocreales; Hypocreaceae
Biological process (GO): protein ubiquitination; ubiquitin-dependent protein catabolic process
Cellular component (GO): cullin-RING ubiquitin ligase complex; nucleus
Molecular function (GO): cullin family protein binding; zinc ion binding; ubiquitin protein ligase activity
Source: RefSeq, a predicted model, not a curated record